AGCUGGUCUGAUGAAGUACUGAGCUUUUGUCAUCUGAGAAAGAUAAAGCAUUUCGCUGUAACUAUCAUCAGAAAUGAAGUCUCUCUAUCUUGGGUUYUCUGUUACAUUGAUACUUUUGAGCUGUUUUGGUUGUGUAGCUGMUGGAGAAAAGGUUUGCUAUGGCAAAUACGGCUGCUUCACCAACAAUCCUCCCUUCGAUCGAGGUCUUUUGUACAGCUGGUUGCCAAGCCCCCCAAAGGAAAUACAAACAAAAUAUUUUUUGUACACAAGAGAGAACCGAAACGAAUACAAUAUUAUUGACGAUAGUGAUGUUGGCAAACUUAAUUCUUCUACAUAUAAAAGUUCAAGAAAGACUGUUCUUAUAAUUCAUGGUUGGAUUGAGGAUCCAAUGGAGCGCUCAUGGGUAAAGGAUAUGAAAGAUGCAUUACUCGACGAGGGAGAUGUSAACGUGGUUGUUGUUGAAUGGAAAGAAGGUGCUCUUGAGCUUCUUUAUCCAAAAGCUGUUGCCAAUACACGUUUAGUUGGAGCAAUGGUAGCAGAGCUUCUCAAGUUUCUGAACUCCCAAACGAAUUCAGUCAUGUAUCACGUGAUCGGGUUUAGUUUAGGGGCACAGGUCGCAGGGUAUGCUGGGAAAAGGUUCAAAGAAAUAAGUGGCUUAAAGAUUGGUCGUAUUACAGGAUUAGAUCCAGCCGGCCCUGGAUUCAUGGCUGAGCACUUUGAUGUGAGACUCGACCCCAAUGAUGGAGAAUUCGUAGACGUUAUUCACAGUGAUUCGCCGAGCAUCGGUAUUCCGGACAAAAGCGGAAAUGUAGAUUUUUGGCCGAAUGGAGGAGAAACACAAACUGGUUGUAUACUUAGUAAAAGAAAAAGAUCGCUAAUUUAUCAACUUGGAAUUAAGACACUGGCAUGUAGYCAUGUUCGUUCAGUUUCGUAUUUUAUCGAGUCCAUCYKGUCUAGUAACUGUUUGUUUCGUUCAUAUCGCUGUAUGUCGUGGAAGACGUUUACRCGUGGCCAUUGCAUUGAGUGUGGAGAGCAUGGAAAGGACUGUCCAGAAAUGGGAUAUAACGCCAUUAAGUACAACGGCUUAGAGAAUGGAAACUUUUAUCUUUACACGAAUGCACAAGCUCCGUAUUGCGUACAUCGUUACAUGAACGUAAAAUUCCAAACUGGUUCUAGCUGGUUUGCAGAUGGAAACAAUCCCAGAAUUCGCGUCAAUGGAAUGAAAGGUACCUCUGGAGAAAUUGCAUUAAAGGGUCACCUGGAGGACGGGAGCACAGAGCAGUUCAUCGCUCCAAUUAAGUCUGAUCUUGGUGAGCUACAAACCAUAGAGGUUAAACAUGAUAGCUGGUUCUUUGAUCCAUGGGAUGUAAUCAAAGUUUCUGUUCAGUUCCUUGGCAGCACACAGUGGUACACUGCUUGCUACAGCAUCAACGUUUACGGCUCUUUUCAAAGGAGAGAGCUGAAAAAAGGAGAAGUGGAUUGCUGAUUACAAGACAUAGACCAUUUUGACAUUAUUUCUUGUCAAUGAUAUAAAGAGCCUUUGUGAACUAUAA
Molecule: messenger RNA, 1553 nt
Organism: Exaiptasia diaphana
Lineage: Eukaryota; Metazoa; Cnidaria; Anthozoa; Actiniaria; Aiptasiidae
Product: pancreatic lipase-related protein 2
Exons: 9
Coding region: 74-1486 (470 amino acids)
Biological process (GO): lipid metabolic process
Molecular function (GO): protein binding; triacylglycerol lipase activity
Source: RefSeq, a predicted model, not a curated record